AUGCCACAGAACUUCCAGUAUUUCCACAGUUUUCUAAGCACAAAUAAGAUAAUAGAGAAUUCCUUGACAUUAUUCAUUGGCAGGUUCUUGAAAGAUGUGAUUGAAACUGGCACAGAGAAGGGCUGUGCGGUAUUCAAACCCACCGGUGCACCUGCUGAGGAGUGCGGACAGACACAGGUGAGCGAAGCACAGCGUCCCAGACAGACAGACAGACGGGCACAGGCGAGCGAAGCGCAGCAUCCCGGACAGACAGGCAGACGGGCACAGGCGAGCGAAGCGCAGCAUCCCGGACGGACAGGCAGACGGGCACAGGCGAGCGAAGCGCAGCAUCCCGGACGGACAGGCAGACGGGCACAGGCGAGCGAAGCGCAGCAUCCCGGACGGACAGGCAGACGGGCACAGGCGAGCGAAGCGCAGCAUCCCGGACAGACAGACAGACGGGCACAGGCGAGCGAAGCGCAGCAUCCCGGACAGACAGGCAGACGGGCACAGGCGAGCGAAGCGCAGCAUCCCGGACAGACAGGCAGACGGGCACAGGCGAGCGAAGCGCAGCAUCCCGGACAGACAGACAGACGGGCACAGGCGAGCGAAACGCAGCAUCCCGGACAGACAGACAGACGGGCACAGGCGAGCGAAGCGCAGCAUCCCGGACAGACAGGCAGACGGGCACAGGCGAGCGAAGCGCAGCAUCCCGGACGGACAGGCAGACGGGCACAGGCGAGCGAAGCGCAGCAUCCCGGACGGACAGGCAGACGGGCACAGGCGAGCGAAGCGCAGCAUCCCGGACGGACAGGCAGACGGGCACAGGCGAGCGAAGCGCAGCAUCCCAGACGGACAGGCAGACGGGCACAGGCGAGCGAAGCGCAGCAUCCCGGACAGACAGACAGAUGGGCACAGGCGAGCGAAGCGCAGCAUCCCGGACAGACAGGCAGACGGGCACAGGCGAGCGAAGCACAGCAUCCCGGACAGACAGACAGACGGGCACAGGCCAGCGAAGCGCAGCAUCCCAGACAGACCGACAGACAGACGGGCACAGGCGAGCGAAGCACAGCAUCCCAGACAGACAGGCAGACGGGCACAGGCGAGCGAAGCGCAGCAUCCCGGACAGACAGACAGACAGAUGGGCACAGGCCAGCGAAGCACAGCAUCCCGGACAGACAGACUGACAGACGGGCACAGGCCAGCGAAGCGCAGCAUCCCGGACAGACAGACAGACAGACGGGCACAGGCCAGCGAAGCACAGCAUCCCGGACAGAUGGGCAUGGGGAGCCCAUGUGGGCUGCGGGCACCACCAUAGUUUGGGGACAGGCAGCGGGCAGGAAAAGCACCAUAACCUCCCCCCAAAGCUUGGUCAGGGCAGCUCCCUGGAGAGCAGACCCGAGACGAUGAACAGACAGCAGACUGCCAUUCAUGUUUAGAAAGCAAACACACACGGCAUUGGGUGGUUCUGUGCUGUUGUCCUGUCCCGCUGCCCUCAGCGCAGCUGUGUGAACACGCUGCCGACAGCUGUGCUGGGACGGGGCACAGAGAUUUAUCCUUUAAAGCAGAUGCCGCUGGCUGUGGGCACUGUGCCACUGGCCCGCUGUCCCCAUGAGCGGGGACACUGGGCUCCCCCUCGCCCCCAGGACGACACGGGGCUGCGGACGCCGCGGUACUGCAGGCAGGCGGGCGCUGUGCCCGGAGCUCCAGCCCCGUCCAUCGCGAAGGGAUGAUGGAGGAAACGCUCAUACGCCGGUUAUGCAACUCCUCUAUAAUCAUAUUUGACUUACUUUCAUCACUGUCUUUAUGGGUUUACUAAUUGGCUUACACUUUCAUUAGAAAGAUCUUUAUGAAGAGCUUUUUAUACUGUCAGGAAAAGCAACAACAACAAAAAAAAUCCAAACUAUAUCAGAUUAAAACCCUUAAAUGCAAUGUAAUAUUUUACCGCCUGAAGGCUCUUUUAUAACCCUGAGAGGCUGACUCUGUUCUUGGAGAUGGAUUUUAGUAGGCUUUGUGAGCCUGUCCCAGCAUUUGAUGAAAUUGGCCACUUUGUACUUUCUGGACUGCAAAACACAGCUUCACGGAAACGGCCUCGGAGCUUUCACUGCCUUUUUUUGGUUCCCACUUUGGAAGUGCGGGGGGGCCACACAAGCGCCUCCUUGCACGGUUACUGUGGGCCUGGGGCCGCAGGAGCCAGGUGGAAGAGCCCAAAUCUGCCCCGGGCCCCAGGCCGCGGGUCCUGAGCGCCCUGCCGGCCACUGCCCCUUGCUCGCCUUUCAGCCACUUGAAAGUGUGCUGAACUGGAUACAGCUCCAGUUAUAUUUCUCAACAGAAACCUAUUCCUGUCCAUUAUGGGAUAUUUUGUGCACAAAACUUAAUAUUCAUGGUAUACACCUGCUGCUAUAACCACCCAGAAAAGUGUAAGACCUGAAGUGUGCGAAUUCCAGCCAGGUGAGCCCUGGUCAUCACUGAACCCGCUUUACAGGCUGGUUUCUCACCGUCUUCACUUACACCGUGCAAACUUGGGCUCUCAGGAAAGAGGCCUCCAAGCCUGGAGAGGAGGCAGCUGGGUUAGCAGGCACAUCAGUGACAUUCACAGAUACCUCCAACUGAGCAAGCAGAGAGCAGCCAUAGCAUUAACUUUGAAAUACGCAAUGGAACAGAGGAAAACAUACCAACUCCCUUAACAAAAAUGAAGAGGAAACAGCAAGUAUAGGUGUGAAAAAAAUACCUGUGUGUGAUUGGAAAAGAUUCCAGCUGGCCCCGGGGUCGCCGUUGCUGUCACUGGUGCAGAGGUGUUGGAGCCGAGACGACAGCCGUGACCCAGGCAGCUCACGCACCGCAUGGCGUUUUAACGAUGUCCAGUCAUUAAGGUGUACUUUAGCAUCUGUGUUGCAGCAAUGUCCAAACUCCCAUAUAACUAAAAAUACCUCUGUAGCUGUUUGGAUUUCACCUUUCAGGUGGGCAUGUAGCCAGCCCUUAUGGGGUCUGCAGGUUUUGCUCUGUUCUGGGGCCUACACAUCUAUCACCCUUUCUAAGACUAGUCCCAUGACCCAUAAAGAUGUCACCUCUGAGUGUGAAACUCCCGUCUUUAUAUCCCCACACAUGCAGCACGACUUGUGUUUAAAGCAUUUUACUGUGAUUGCGAGCAGCUGCAGCUGAUCAGUUGUAGCACUGAGGUCACAGCUGGUGAGCGUCCAGGCUGCUGGCGGCUCCGCAGGCGUGUGCCGCGUGCCCCAUCCCUGGCAGGCGGCACAGGUGAGCAGCGUGUCCGCGGAGCUGUCAGUGCUGUCCAUGGCUGGUUUCGGCGUGCAUCGCCUGCCGCUGGCUCAGCGCUGCGCCGUCUGUGUGCAGGUAGGAGCCCUGCUCAGCCAAGUCUCUGCUAAAUUACCCGCAGAUGUUACACUUACAUUUCCUUAAGGUUACAAGCCAAACCUGGUGAUUGCUGAAUGAGCCACAGCUCAGACUGCCUUUGCACGCUGGCUGUGCCGUUGUAUGUCAGUCUCCUUCCAUACGCACCGCUCAGUUCUGUUCCAGUUACCUGUCUCGACAAGGAGAAAAGCUGCCUGCACCAGUAAAAGCUUUUCCAGGGUGGUGUUGGCGUGGUGUCUGCGCCAUGACCAGGAAGGUGCUUUCAUGCAGGCUGGCACUUCCAAAUGUCUCUGCAGAGGAUCCAGAGGUGGCCCUUGCUGAACACAGACUUGUAAAGCACCUGGAACUGAGCAGCAGUGGAACAGCUGUGACAUGAACUCUUCUUUGCAGCUGAAGGACAAGUGAAUUUCAGCAUGAGUUUGUAGCCUGGAUUCGAUUUUACAGCCACCAAACCAAGUCAUUUCUCUCAGCAUUACACUUUUUGAAGAGUAGCCCCGUGGGAAGUGAGCAGGCCCCGGUGUAACGCAGAGGGGUGCGAGGUCCCCCCAGGGCUGCGUGCUCUGCACAGCCUCAUCCUCACCCUCAUUCUCAGCCUCAUCCUCAGCCUCAUCCUCAGCCUCAUCCUCAGCCUCACCCUCAGCCUCAUCCUCAGCCUCAUCCUCAGCCUCAGCCUCAGCCUCAGCCUCAGCCUCAGCCUCAUUCUCAGCCUCAGCCUCAGCCUCAUCCUCAGCCUCACCCUCAGCCUCACCCUCAGCUUCAGCCUCAGCCUCACCCUCAUCCUCAGCCUCACCCUCAUCCUCAGCCUCAGCCUCACCCUCAUCCUCACCCUCAUUCUCAGCCUCAUCCUCACCCUCAUUCUCAGCCUCACCCUCAUCCUCAUCCUCACCCUCAGCCUCACCCUCAUCCUCAUCCUCACCCUCAGCCUCAUCCUCGUUCUCAGCCUCACCCUCACCCUCACCCUCACCCUCACCCUCAUCCUCAUCCAUCCUCCACCACCCUGCGCAGCCGUUCCCGAGGGAGGCGGGUUUGUGGCAGCCCCGUUCCCUGCCCCAGGCUGUCGGUCCAGCCGCUGGCACAGGCCGGUGCCAGCUGGGCACUGCGGGUAACGCUGGAGCCUGCAGUGCAUCCCUGUGGCUGAUGUUCCCCCGCGGUGCCAUCGCCGUGUCCUGUGCCGGGUGACGGGCUCUGCAGCGCCACUGUGCACCCAUGAACAGCGCAGGAGCCGUGAUCACCUGCAUCCUCACGAUUACAGUCCUCCAGCUUCACCUCAAAACAACUAUUUCUGCCUACUUUUGAAUCAUAACCAGGUGUAAAUAUUCAAUAAUUAUCUUAUUUCUGAUGUAGAAGCAGUCAAAUCUAGCUUCUGACACACUGAAACUGCUUGCUUUAAUCGUUACAAAUACUUUUACUUAAAAUUAUCUUAUGCCAUCACUUGAUCAGAUGCCGUCUGUCAGCGACCCUUUGUAUUUCCCAGAAUGGACAACCCUUACCCUGACAAGCACUAAAUCCAGUGACGUUCAAUGCUAUGCACUGGAAAAAAAAGCCCUUCAGAAAUAAAUGAAUAAAAUAUGGUUACUGAGCUUUUAUUAGAAAAA
Molecule: messenger RNA, 4946 nt
Organism: Columba livia (rock pigeon)
Lineage: Eukaryota; Metazoa; Chordata; Aves; Columbiformes; Columbidae
Exons: 2
Coding region: 1-1389 (462 amino acids)
Source: RefSeq, a predicted model, not a curated record